Trichoderma breve is the source of this 2862-nucleotide messenger RNA. RefSeq names its product CBF/Mak21 family domain-containing protein. The record is from RefSeq and is a predicted model, not a curated record. Gene Ontology annotation, cellular component: nucleus. Lineage: Eukaryota; Fungi; Ascomycota; Sordariomycetes; Hypocreales; Hypocreaceae. The coding region runs from base 1 to 2862 and encodes 953 amino acids. The transcript is spliced from 6 exons.
AUGGCCAAGCACUCAAAAAAGGCCAAAGGGCCCCAGCGCUCUGAAAACGAUGCGGCCAAGCUCAAAAAUGGAUUGAGUGAGCUCACUACUCAGAUUCAGGAGAAAUUGAACGGCAAUCCCUACAACAAGCGAAAGAAUCCGCCUACGGAAGCCUCUGGCAAGCAGAAGCAGCGAAAGCAGCGCGAUUCCGAGGGUGCACCGCCCGCGAAAAGCACCAAGGCCGAGGAAGAGGCUUUGCUGGCAGAAAUCAAAGCCCUGGGAGGCGACGAGGAAGAUUGGCGUCUGAUCAAUGAAGUCGGUUCCGAUGAUGAAGCAGUCGCUUCGGAGUCAAAGGCGCCAGUAGACAAGCGUCUGAAAGAGGAGCUGGCAGCUCUAUCUAAAGAACUUGGCUUUGCUGGUCUUGCGCCGGUUGAUGCUAGCGAUGACGAAGAAGAGGAAGAAGGCGAUCAGGAGGAGGAAGACGAGGGGGAAGAUUCCGACGACGAUGUCAGCAUAGACGAUGGCAAGAACAAGAACCAGAACCAGAACAACAACAAAACCAAGAAGGAAUCAAAAGAAAAAGGCCCCGUUGAAAAUGAUAUGCGACGUGUCGAAGGCUUGAUUUUCGAGCCGCGCGCAGACUGGCAUGCUGCUAGACUAGCCCAGCUACCCGGACCUACAGUGGAUGACAUUGGCCCGUUCAUGUCGGCCAUCAACUCCUUGAAGGAGCACGGAAAAUAUCUCUUGGAGACGGAGGCGGCUAAAUACAGAACAACCAUUUUUGCAUCCUCGUCUCACAAGUUCCUUGCCACUAUCAUGACGUCUGGUACCCUUACAGACAAGGUUUCCGCUCUUACCUUGGCCUGUCAAGAGUCUCCCGUUCACAACAUUCGCGCAUUCGACACCCUGAUGAAUCUGGCUUCGAAGAAGAGCCGAGCACAAGCCAUUGGAGCUAUAGGAGCACUCGUGGAUAUGCUUGGCCCCGGCUCACUCCAACGAGCUUCUGCCAAAAUCUGGGCCCCAAGCCAACCUUUGCCCGGCAAAAUUACGCAAGCGCACUUAAUAUCUUGGGCAUACGAAGACUGGUUAAAGGAAACUUAUUUCAAAAUCAUUCAACUCUUGGAAAUCUGGUGUUCCGAUGAGAUUGAAUAUUCUAGAAUGAGGGCCGUCGAUUUCGUCUAUGCCUUGUUAAAGGAUAAGCCGGAGCAAGAGUCGAACCUUUUAACUCUACUCGUCAACAAGCUGGGUGAUCGUGACCGAAAGAUUUCGUCGCGGGCGUCAUAUCUCCUCCUACAGCUGCAAAACUCACACCCUGGUAUGAAGCCGGUUAUCGUACGAACGGUGGAACAAGAGAUUCUACUUCGACCCUCGCAGGACCAUCGUUCACGCUACUAUGCCAUCAACACCCUUAACCAAACGAUCCUUUCAAACAAGGAGCCGGCUGUAGCUGAGUCUUUACUUCGUAUCUAUUUCGACCUUUUUGCCACAAUACUCAAGACAGGAAAGCUUGGCAUGCCGAUAGAAGAGGAAUCUAGCAAGCCCCAGAAAGGACAGAAGCCUGAGACUGAGGCAGCUGAUAAGCUUGUUUCUGCUCUGUUGACCGGUGUCAACCGUGCCGCACCAUUUGUCGGCACUAAUGACAUGGUUAUGGAGCGUCAUCUCGACACGCUGUUCAAGAUUGCGCACUCUUCCAACUUCAACACUGGCAUCCAAGCUUUGCUGCUCAUUCAACACCUCUCCUCUGCCAGAAAUCUUGGCAGCGACCGUUUCUACAGGACUCUGUACGAGUCGCUACUUGACCCCCGUCUCAUGACCUCUUCAAAACAAGCGCUCUACUUGAACUUGCUUCUCCGGGCACUGAAGAACGAUGUUGACGUGCGAAGAGUCAAGGCUUUUGCCAAGCGAAUGCUGCAGGUGGCGGGUCUUCAUCAGCCCCCCUUUAUUUGUGGCUUGCUCUAUGUCAUUUCUCAUCUCAGACAAACAUUCCCUGACCUCUCAACUUUGGUUGAGUCGCCCGAAGAAUCCGUAUUUGAUGAUGAAGAGCCUGAAAAUCGACCGACGUACGAUGGACGCAAACGAAAUCCAGAGCACAGCAACGCCCACCGAAGUUGCCUGUGGGAAGUGGUUCCAAUUCAAAGUCACUUCCACCCUGCCGUCAGCAAGUUUGCUUCUUCGUUGAUGGACAGAAACCAGAAAAUGCUGAAGCCCGAUAUGGAGAGCCACAGUCUUAUCAGAUUCUUGGACAAGUUUGUGUACAGAAACGCAAAGACCACGGAUGCACGUGGUGCAUCCAUUAUGCAGCCUCUCAAGGCCGCCAAGGAUAUUGGAGACAUCUGGCUGGGUAGCGGACGGACCAGCUCGUCCACAACCCAGGUCAACUCGGCUGCAUUCUGGAACAAGAAAGCAGAGGACGUUGCUGCCGAGGACGUCUUCUUCCACAAAUACUUCCAGCAAAUCGCCAAGGAGGGCAAGGAGACUACGAAGAAGGCAGCUGCAGGUGGCGAAGACGAUGAAGGCGAUGCGGAAGAGGACGAGAUCUGGAAGGCGUUGGUCAAUGCUCAACCUGAUAUUGACGAAGAUGCCUCCGAUGCUGGCUUUGACGAUAUGGAUGAUCUGGACAUGGGAUCUGAUGAGGAUGAUUCACCUGCCUUGUCACUCGAUGGCGAUGAUGAUGAGGAUGAGGAUGAUGUUAGUGUGGAAUUCGGUGACGACUCAGAGGAAGAAGGCUCAGAUGACGAUGAUUUGGUCGCUCCAGACGUGCCUGAUGAAGACGAGGAGAAGGGAGACAAGCGCAAGGCUAGAAGAAAGAUGCUCAGGGGUCUGCCUACGUUUGCGUCGGUGGACGACUAUGCAGAGCUUUUGGCGGGAGACGAUGACUUGUAG